This is a messenger RNA of Castor canadensis (American beaver), 1791 nucleotides long. NCBI's taxonomy places the organism in Eukaryota, Metazoa, Chordata, Mammalia, Rodentia, Castoridae. The record is from RefSeq and is a predicted model, not a curated record.
UGCUAGGGAUUCCGGCGUCGCCUUAGAUCCGGCGAGAUGGGGAGAAAGGGCAAGAAGGAGAAGAAGGGCCGCGGCGCGGAGAAGACAGCCGCCAAGAUGGAGAAGAAGGUGUCCAAGCGGUCGCGAAAGGAGGAGGAAGACCUGGAAGCCCUCAUAGCCCAUUUCCAGUCUCUGGAUGCCAGAAAGACCCAGGUCACGGAGACCCCCUGCUCCCCGCCCUGCCCACGGUUGAAUGCCUCCCUCUCUGCUCAUCCAGAGAAAGAUGAAUUAAUCCUUUUCGGAGGUGAAUAUUUCAAUGGCCAAAAAACUUUUGUGUAUAACGACCUCUAUGUCUACAAUAUCAAAAAGGAUACUUGGACUAAAAUUGACAUCCCUGGUCCACCUCCGAGGCGCUGUGCUCACCAGGCUGUGGUGGUGCCUCAGGGUGGCGGACAGCUGUGGGUCUUUGGAGGGGAGUUUGCUUCUCCUGACGGAGAGCAAUUCUAUCACUAUAAGGAUCUGUGGGUUCUACACUUGGCCACCAAGACCUGGGAGCAAGUCAGAUCGACAGGGGGUCCUUCAGGUCGGAGUGGACAUCGUAUGGUGGCCUGGAAGAGACUGUUAAUCCUUUUUGGUGGCUUCCAUGAGAGUACAAGGGAUUACAUAUACUACAGUGAUGUGUAUGCCUUCAGCCUGGACACAUUCACCUGGAGCAAGCUGUCCCCAUCAGGACCUGGGCCCACGCCCAGGUCAGGCUGCCUGAUGUCUGUCACACCACAGGGAAGCAUAGCCAUCUAUGGAGGCUACUCAAAGCAGAGAGUCAAGAAAGAUGUGGACAGAGGCACCCAGCACUCAGAUAUGUUCCUGCUGAAGUCUGAGGAAGGGGGAGAAGGCAAAUGGAUGUGGACCCGGAUUAACCCUUCAGGGAUCAAGCCCACCCUAAGGUCUGGCUUUUCAGUGGCUGUGGCCCCAAAUCACCAGGUGUUACUCUUUGGGGGUGUCUGUGAUGAGGAAGAGGAAGAGAGCCUGGAAGGCAUGUUCUUCAACGACCUGUACUUCUACGAUGCCAUCAGGAACCGCUGGUUUGCGGGACAGCUGAAGGGCCCCAAGUCAGAGAAGAAGAAACGGAGGCGGGGUAAAGCAGAGGCGUGCGAAAAUACCAGUGAGCAGGAGCAGGGUGUAGCCAAUUCCCCAGAGCCCUUGGAGGUGGUCAAAGAGGUGGUGGCCGAGGAUGGGACUGUGGUGACCAUUAAGCAAGUGCUUGCAGCCCCAAGCCUGGCUGCAGGGCCCCCACCCGAGGACGAAGAUGGUACACUGGAGCCUAGUAGGGCCCCAGUCGAACCGUGUCCACGCUCCAACGCCAUGUUGGCUGUCAAGCACGGGCUGCUGUAUGUCUAUGGUGGCAUGUUUGAAGCUGGUGAUCGCCAGGUGACCCUCAGUGACCUUUACUGUCUUGAUCUCCACAAGAUGGAAGAGUGGACCUUGGUAGAGAUGGAUCCAAAAACUCAGGAGUGGCUGGAGGAGACGGACUCGGAAGAGGACAGCAGCUCAGGCGAGGGUGCAGAGGGGGGUGAUGAGGAUCAGGAUGUGGACAGUGGGGAGAGUGGCGAGGAAGAGGAAGGGUCUGUGAAGAGCCAUCCUCUGCACGACUCACGCAGGCUGCCACGGCUGAGUGUGCUCCUCUCUCGUUCCCCUUCUGGAUGAGAAGAGCUGUAACACAUGGUGGUACCCAGGGAGCAGUACUCCAACUACCUGUCCCAGCCUGCACUGAACUGGCUGACACUCGCCCAAGAACACAUGGAGCCCAAUUCA